AUGUCUGAUAGUCAAGAAGACUUUGAUACAGCUCCCGACCAUUUCUUGGAGCUAAAGUCGCAUCAUGGUAUAUUCCAUGGGUUGAAGUUCUAUUUCGCGGAUGAUGUCAACAAAGACUUCUACAAGUCUAUUGUUACGAAACUAGGUGGGACAGUUUUGGAUGACCCGCCUAAGGAUGUACAGUCAGGCCAGUAUAUUGUUUCGCAUGUUAAUACCUUUGAGAUGCCAACCGUGGACCCCCUGUUUUUAAGCAACUCGGCGGAACAGAAUACGCUACUGAAUAUAGCACCUUUUAUUUUGCCUCCGGUGAAUGAAAACGCAGCCUACGAUGUGGAAGUGCCUGACGCAGAUAGCAGUAUUGACAGUCGUAUAACAAAGGCGAGUGAAAAGCAAGAGAGAGAGGCGCAGGCUCAGGCGGAAGCUGAAGCACGUGGUCGUCAUCACGAUGUUGCUUCGGCGGCUAUUGCCGCAGCAGCAGCGUCACUUGGUCAUUCUGAAGACGAGAGGGAAGGUAAGAAGGAUGAUCAUGGGCUUCGCAGGCACGUCAUGGACGCCGGGGUACGCUUGGAACAAGGCGAGUCUCCUGUAUCGGACGUGAAUGAAAGGAAUGUUUCCGCAGAUGCGACUGGAGCUGUGGCCAUCGGAGAGCCUUCGAAAACGGUAUUGAGCAGGUCCAGCAAUCUCCCACCUCACAACAAAUCUUCAUUCACCGAGGAGGAAGAUGAGUUUAUACUAGAUGUGGUGCGUAAAAAUCCCACCAGGAGAACAACCCAUACUUUGUUUGACGAAAUUUCCCACUAUGUCCCUAACCAUACUGGAAACUCAAUAAGGCAUCGUUACCGCGUAUAUUUGUCAAAACGAUUGAACUACGUCUAUAAGGUUGAUGAAAAUGGUAAAUUACUUAGGGAUGAAAAAGGAGAAUUUAUUAAAACAGAUGUUCUUCCACAGGGCCUGAAGAGAAAAUUUACCGCAGAGGAAGACUACCAAUUAGCUAUCAAUAUUAAAACUCAGUUUUACAAGGAUAUCUAUCAAAGUGAUCCAACUACUGGGGAAUCUUUGAUUAGAGAUGAUGACGAGCCAAGCACUGUUGCGAAAAGAAAGAUGGUUAUGGAUCCAACAUUCAUCCCAGGCAAGGAACCAAGUUUCCAGGAGUAUACUGUUGGAGAUCGUAGAGGCCCGUUGUCCCGUGAAUUUUUCAAAACCUAUGGCGAAAAAUACCCUAAGCAUACUGAAAACGCAUGGAGGGAUAGGUUUAGGAAAUUCCUACUUAAUUAUGGAAUUGAUGAAUAUAUUGCUUACUAUGAGAAUGAAAGGGCGAACAACAGAAUCCCUGAGCCAAUGAAGAAUAUGACGAACCGCGUGAAGCGGCCAGGGCCAGCUCCAGGAAACUAUAAUAACGCUAAGAAAGUGAAGUUUAUGUCACCAACUGGCCAGCAGCCUACAUCUGCGUCCACCAACCAAUACACAAUACCUCAGGAUGACUUGUUAGACGAAGAGACCUUAAGUUUCAUCACUGGGUUGAAAAGGGACUUAUCCAGGAUGGAGAGUCACCAGAAUGCUGCACCAGAUGUUCCAUUUGAGUAUACACAAGAGUUGGCAGAAUCUAUUCGUAAUAACUUUGCUAUGGAGGAGACUCAGUUUGAUACCAUCAAUCCAGAUGAGAUACCUUUCCCACCGCCAAUUGCCACAACAGAUUUAUUUAUGCCUGAAUUCUUCCAUUUUGCUUCUACUAGAGAGUUUUUAAAUAAGGUUCAUGACAUUGUCAACAGAACGUACCACACAUCGCAGGCAGAGAAAUUAGUAGAAGAUCUUCGGGACGAAUGUGGCAUUAGAAAAGCUUUUAGUACCUCUAUUUUAACCGCUCUUUCCGGUGAUCUAAUGGUUUUACCCAGGUAUUUCCUCUGUGCGUUCAGGUACUCUGCAAAUCCACCAAUGAAUGUUCCUGGUAUCUGGACUAAGGAGGACGAUGAAAUGUUAAAGAAUGGAUCCGAAGAGGAUAUGAAGCUGCUUGUUAAAAAGCACGGUACCGGUAGAAUAGAAAUGAGGAAAAGGUUUCAUCAAAACGACUUAGUAUAG
This is a messenger RNA of Eremothecium sinecaudum, 2076 nucleotides long. It is a transcript of the gene RAP1, whose product is annotated as DNA-binding transcription factor RAP1. Gene Ontology annotation, biological process: telomere maintenance via telomere lengthening; regulation of DNA-templated transcription. Gene Ontology annotation, cellular component: shelterin complex. The transcript has a single exon. The record is from RefSeq and is a predicted model, not a curated record. Bases 1 to 2076 code for a protein of 691 amino acids. NCBI's taxonomy places the organism in Eukaryota, Fungi, Ascomycota, Saccharomycetes, Saccharomycetales, Saccharomycetaceae. Gene Ontology annotation, molecular function: telomeric repeat DNA binding.